AUGGAGCGGCGCUUCUCGCGGACCCAGGCCGCGCUGGAGCAGCGGGGCACCGCCGGGAAGCUCCGCAUCGGCGGCCUUGAGCAGUUCGGCGCGACGCAGCAUGUCAUGGCCGACAACUGGGGCGGAUUGUUCGAGCCUGUCCCCGUCCUGGAGGAGUGCGUCUACGAGCCAGCCGCCACCGACACUGCCUCGCCUCCGCCGGUGAAGGAGCAGCAGGAUGCCGUGGUGGUUCCGGACAACUGGGGUGGACACUUCGAGCAGCUCGCCCACAUGCUGGAAGGGGGCGUCUGCGCCAGCGACUGGCUCACCGACGAACCGGCCGCCACUGAAGCUGCCGACGGCGCCUACACCUCCCUCGCCCUCUCCGCCAUCGACGCCAACGUCGGCUACGCGGGGCUCGCGUCCACAGACCAGAUCCGCGGCGAGGGUGCCGUCACUUCCCCCGACCCCGACGCGCCCGCCUGCCUCACGCCCACACUCAUCGUUUCUACCGCCGCAGCUUCUGUGCCCGUGGAGAUUUCUCCAAUGGAGUUCAAGCGCCAGACCCAGGAGCUCGAGAAGCCACCCUCGUCGUCGUCUCGGGCCACGGCGGCGGAGGAAGAGACGCUCCGCGCCAUCCUGUUUGGCGGCUACGUCGGCUCCUUCGGGCUGGAGUUCGCGCAGUCCGUCGAGAAGAAGCAGGUCGCGCAGCAGGAGGCCGAGCGCUCCGGGUUCCUUGUCGCGCGCGUCAAGCAGGAGAGGCUCGUCGCCAUCAACCGCGCCGAGCUGCUGGGCGCUUGCGACCGCACUUGGAUCGAUAUCAAAUCUCUUGCAUUGGCCGGCGGCGUUCAAAGUUCAAACCAACUCGCAGCCCUCGCUAGCUCGGUGGUCGCCGCGACGCCGGCAGGGAAGCACGGCCUCGCCGUCGCGUCGGCGGUUGUGCGCCGGAAGGGGGAGAAUCCUCCUACCGCGGAUGGUACCGAUUUGAGUGACAUCGACUCGGGCUGGGUUAUCCUCAAGAACUCGGAUAUUGUUUCCGCGGAUUUGGCAGCCGCCGCCGUCAGUGGCGGUCAGCGUCUAGGCUCUUCCACUAUUCCUAGCUGGGCACGGUGGGUUCUCGGAGGUGUGGUGUACACGGUCGUGCCAUUCUACAACAGAGUUAGGCAUCUCGAAGGCGAGACAGUGGGGUUCGUGGAGAAUGCUGUGGAGGUUGUGGAGCAUAUAGCUGAAGUAACAGACAAGCUAGCUGCGAAUGUGGCUAAGCAACUUCCUGAAGAUGGGUCUCUGCAGAAAGCAGUAGAGGAGGUUGAGCACAUUGCUGAGGUAGUGGAUGAUGAUGCAGAGAAGUUUGAAGCAGUCGCUGAAAAGAUCGACAAGGUCAGUGAUGAGAUUGAUGCUGCUGUGGAGCCAGUCAUCGAGGAGCUUGAAAAGGAACUCGAUCAGAGUACAACAUCCGACGAUGGAGUUAACACGAAGAAUUGA
Miscanthus lutarioriparius is the source of this 1461-nucleotide messenger RNA. The record is from the annotation of a GenBank genome assembly. Lineage: Eukaryota; Viridiplantae; Streptophyta; Magnoliopsida; Poales; Poaceae.